This is a messenger RNA of Penicillium soppii, 1569 nucleotides long. Its product is annotated as unc-93 family MFS transporter. Gene Ontology annotation, molecular function: transmembrane transporter activity. The coding region runs from base 1 to 1569 and encodes 522 amino acids. Gene Ontology annotation, biological process: transmembrane transport. Lineage: Eukaryota; Fungi; Ascomycota; Eurotiomycetes; Eurotiales; Aspergillaceae. The transcript has 3 exons. The record is from RefSeq and is a predicted model, not a curated record.
AUGACAGAGGAGAAGAAGGAACAGAGUCAGGAGAUGUCAGAGCAAUAUGCCUCGUCCACACCCAGAGCCGAAUCCGGAGUGGAUCAAGCAGUGAUAGGUCCAGCAUGGAUGUACAAACCAUUGUUCAAAGUUGGCAAAUGGGAAGCACCUUAUUUCGCUUCCCCGGAGAUGCAAUUAUACCUGGUGUCCUUGGUCUGUUUCUUGUGUCCCGGCAUGUUCAACGCCGUUAGUGGACUCGGGGGCGGUGGCCAGGUGAACGCUCACGACGUGAACAACGCAAAUACAGCCCUAUACAGUACCUUUGCAGUAGUGGGUUUCUUCGCCGGCUCCAUCGCCAAUCGGAUUGGUCUGCGAUUGACCCUGUCCUUGGGUGGAUUGGGUUACUUCCUCUACGUGGCGUCUCUGCUUUCAUACAAUAUCAACCAGAAUGCAGGCUUCCUCAUCUUUGCCGGUGCCUUCCUCGGUGUUUGUGCGGGUCUGCUGUGGUGUGCCCAGGGUGCGGUGAUGUUGAGUUAUCCCCUUGAACACGAGAAGGGAAAGUACAUUGCUAUUUUCUGGGUGAUUUUCAACCUGGGUGGUGUGAUUGGUAGCUUGGUCCCCCUCGGCCAAAACAUGCACUCCACCGCCGGUAACGUCAACAAUGGAACCUACAUCGCCUUCCUAGUCAUGAUGGCCAUUGGCUUUGUGCUCUGCUGGUGCCUCGUCGACUGCAAGCAUGUCAAGCGCAGAGACGGCUCCCGUGUCAUCGUGAUCAAGAACCCCACUUGGAAAUCCGAGUUCCUGGGUCUGUGGGAGACUCUCAUCAACGACUCAUACAUUAUCUUGAUGUUCCCCAUGUUCUUGGCCAGCAAUUGGUUCUACGGAUACCACUUUAACGCCGUCAACCUUGCCUACUUCAACGUACGCACUCGAGCCCUCAACAGUCUCCUAUAUUGGUUGAUGCAGAUGGUUGGAGCUUUCAUCUUUGGUCAACUGCUGGAUUUGAAGGGUCUGUCGCGCCAAUGGCGCGCCAAGCUGAACUUUGGGAUUCUGCUCGCUGUGACCAUGGGCGUUUGGGGCGGUGGAUAUGCCUUCCAGAAAACCUACACCCGAGAGAGUGGUGAUAUCGGCAAAGACUUCACUGACAGUGGCUACAUCGGCCCUAUGUUUUUGUACAUGUUCUACGGAUUCUACGAUGCCGCGUUCCAAACCUGCACCUACUGGUACAUGGGAUCUCUCUCCAACAACAGUCGCAAGCUGGCCAACUUUGCCGGUUUCUACAAGGGUAUCCAGUCUGCCGGUGCUGCCGGCAUGUGGAGCCUGGAUGCCAAGGAAACACCCUACAUGACCGAAUUCGCCUCGUGCUGGGGUAUCCUGGUGGGUAGCAUGGUGGUCGCCUCUCCGGUGAUCUUCUUCAAGAUCAAGAACAGCACCGCAGUCGAAGACGACCUCCGCUUCUCAGAUAACACCGCGGCCGAUGUCAUGGGUGAUACCACUGAGCUUUCUGAAAUCGAGAAACCCCAGACAGAGAACCACACUCCGACUGAGACACUCCGCGAGUCCACCGAUGAGCCUACACCCAAGGCUUGA